AUGUCCAAAAUCAAGUUGUUAGGUCUGAACCCGAACCCUGAUUUUAUGUGUAUGGAUGCGCGUUCUGGCCCUGGGGGGAGUUUCCUCACCAUGCGGUCGUUAGCUACGAUUCGGGUUUAUUGUCCCGAGUUGGAGAGUCUGGGUGUGUAUGUUGAUACUGGGGUUAAGGACUUUGUGUGUCCAUUCGACGACGAUGAUGGGGUGCAGGAUGAGGAUGCCGGUGUUAUAGAGCCUUUUGGAAAUCUGGAAGAACUGGUCAUCGGCGGUCCGGGCGAUAUCACCACCGCCAACAUGUUCACCACCUCUCUGUCACUCCCGAACUAA
Coprinopsis cinerea okayama7#130 is the source of this 324-nucleotide messenger RNA. RefSeq lists its product as hypothetical. Lineage: Eukaryota; Fungi; Basidiomycota; Agaricomycetes; Agaricales; Psathyrellaceae. The record is from RefSeq and is a predicted model, not a curated record. The coding region runs from base 1 to 324 and encodes 107 amino acids. The transcript has a single exon.